AUGGCAGCAGAACCAGCAGAAGUUCAGCUGCAAGUGCGGUUUGUUACAAAGCAGGAACAAUAUGCAGUAUCAGAUAGUCCUUACGCUAUUCAAAGUAAUGUACAGUCUUCAGAUCUCAAUACAUUAGUCAAUGCUUUGCUGAAGGAAACUAAACCGUCGCUCCAGAAAUCAGUGGAAUUUGACUUUUUAGUAUGUGGCGAAUUACUUUGUACCACAAUAGCUGAACAUUUGCAAGAAAAGGGAGUAUCAACAGAAGAUACUUUAGAAAUUGAAUAUCUGGAAAGGUUUCCAGCACCUACUCCUCAGGAAUGCUUAAUGCAUGAUGACUGGGUGUCAGCAGUGCAUACUCACGGCAAUUGGAUUCUUUCUGGAAGUUAUGAUAACAGUAUUCAUAUUUGGAAUACAAAAGGUCAACAUAAACUAGCUAUUCCCGGACAUACCUCACCUGUGAAAGGUGUUUCCUGGGUCUCAUUCAAUGGUGAUCAAGCAGUUUUUGCAAGUGGUUCUCAUGAUCAGUCUGCUAUGCUGUGGGUAUGGAAUGUAACUCGCAAUUCUGUUGAUUGUGUAGUCACUUGCCGAGGCCAUGACAAGGGAGUGGAAUGCCUUGCAGUUGCUGUUGAUGGAACACGUUUUGCAACUGGAAGUUGGGACAAUAGUAUUUGCAUUUGGAGCACUAGUUUAACAGAUGAAGAUAAUGUUCCUGCAAAAAAGAGAAGUAAGCCAGAACAAGGAAAUUCCAGGGAACCAAUGUCAACAUUGAAAGGACAUAGAGAGGCGGUAUCUGCUGUGCAGUGGAUUGAUUACAACACAAUACUAUCAAGUAGUUGGGAUCAUUUGUUAAAACUGUGGGAUUGUGAACUGGGUGGUAUCAAACAAGAGAUAGCGGGCAAUAAAGCAUUCUUCGAUGCUGAUUGGUCACCGCUUAAUAACAGCAUGAUAACGGCAUCUGCUGAUAGACAUGUACGAUUGUAUGAUCCGAGGUCAACAGAAAGCAUUGUGAAAACAACUUUCACGUCUCACACUGGAUGGGUACAAUCUGUUCGCUGGUCCAAAACACGUGACACGCUUUUUCUCUCCGCUGGAUAUGACGGACAAGUCAAACUCUGGGAAACUAGAAGUCCAAGGACGCCACUUUACGACCUAACUGGCCACGAAGACAAAGUUCUAUGCUGCGAUUGGUCAAAUCCAUCGCUACUCAUCAGCGGCUCCUGUGACAACACCGUCAGAAUAUUCAAAGCAAAACACGCGAUGGAAUCUAUGUGA
Molecule: messenger RNA, 1263 nt
Organism: Parnassius mnemosyne (clouded apollo)
Lineage: Eukaryota; Metazoa; Arthropoda; Insecta; Lepidoptera; Papilionidae
Source: the annotation of a GenBank genome assembly